AUAGAACAGCUCUUAGUCUUGUUGGUGGAAGGUGGUGUGGCGGACGUUGUGCUUCUAGAUGGAUGUUCUGUAUUUUUUCACAUUUCUUAACCUGCUGGACCUGUGAAAUAUACGUUCCGCAACCAGUGAGUCGGGUGUGUCGGUACCGUGCAGGGGAGAGUGUUGCGCGUCUUGUACAGGCUGGGGUGGCGAUUCUUGAGUUAAAAGUGGAGGAGGCACAGUUGUUUCUUAAGGGUCUUUAAAAGCAAUACUCGUUGUGCUGUCUGUGUUAGGUGCACGGCGGGCUGACGAUGUUAAGCCAAGUGUAUCAUAAGUGCUAGCAAAUGUAACGAGAAUAAAGACUAUUUUGUGUUUACCGUGUGUGUGUGUGCGUGUGUGUGUACAUAUACGCCACCACCACCAUCACCAACACCAGUCAUCACACCACCACCACCAGUUAAGACAAAGGCCAUGGUGAUGAUCCUGCUCAGGCCACGCGGCACUGUCCUCCUCCACCCGCACCCCACCGACGCCACUGCUGCCACUGCUGUUGUUCCUGCUGUCGCCCUCGCAGCCGCCUCCUCUCCUGCUGCUGUUUCUGCCAUCAUGGUGAGAGUGGGCGGCAGGUGUCCCAGUGAGGAGCCGUAGUGAAGAGCUUAACAUGUCGAGGGUUGUGCCGGCCCCAUGCGUCCCAUGGGUGUGAUCACGUGUGCAGCCCCCAUGAACACCUCCAGCAAUGUCACCUACACUCACAAGAAGUUCAAGCGAGCCCCCAUUGAAGCUUCGGAGGCCCUUGACCACCAGCACCCUCCUCCCCCACAGAGGGAGGCUCCAGCUGGCCCCAUCAAGGCCUCCACUCUCUGCAUAGAGACACCCCUCACCCCCACCAAUGGCCUGCUGGCCACCCCUCCAGCCUCCACCCCCGCAGCAGCCACUAGCCCCGCUGCUCCUGAGGUGGAGGAGGCCAGGAGGAGGAAUGGCAGGGGAGGGAAGUACAAGUGUGAGUAUUGCGGGAUGGGGUGUGCCAAGCCGUCGGUGCUGGACAAGCACAAACGGACACACACCAAUGAGCGGCCGUACAGCUGCAGCCAGUGCAGCACUGCCUUCAAGACCAAGAGCAACUACCUGAAGCACACACGGUCACGCUCCCACGCCCUGCGCCUGGACGGCCCCGAGGGCAGUGAUGGGGCAGUCGAAUCUGGAGACAAUGGGGAUGGAGAGGAGGGCACCCGCUUCCCCGGCGGUCAGCAGUGCCUCCCACUGGACGUCUCCCUGGCAAGGCACCCUGACCCACCCAGCUCUUCCAUGGCUGCCCAGGGAGCCCCAGAGGCCUCCAGGGACCAUGGGAGUUCCAUAUACAAGCCCAAGUUCCGGGUGAGGCCAUCAUACCUCACAGGUGAGGAGGAGGCCUCACCCCCGAGAGCCGAACACCAGACCACGCCCCCAAGGGACCCUCCUGAUGGACACACAGCCAUCACCUCAACAUAUCAUGCUCCUUCUUCCACCCUUAAUCAUCCUGGUGCUCACCCCAGCCACCCUGGCCUCCCUCGUCACUGCCGGCCCCCGCAGGAAGUCCGCUCAGCUCCGAGAAAGGAGGACGUUAGCAUCACUGGCCCCAGUAGCUCCUCGCCUUCCCUCAAGAGUGUCACUCUGUGGAAGGGCAUAGAGCCUCCCAGCCCGGAAGUGGUAGGGCAACACAUCAACAAGCUCAUUGUGGAGAACGAGGCCAUCAUAGAAACCCACACCCUGUGGCCCCGUCGCUACAAGAGGCAGCCCAGCCUGGGGUCCUCCUCAAGCGAGAGUGAGAGCUCCGGCAGCGGCAGUAGCCGGAGGGGCAGUUUGGCUGACCCCGUCACCAAGAGUUCAAAGGGCAGCGUGCCUGCCUCAACCAUGCAGGGUCAGCUCAGGGAGAGGAGUCACUCCCUCACCACAGAGGCCAUGCUGGCUGAAUCCCGGUGUUCGUACAGUCCCCGUCUUCCACCCGCCACCCUUCACCCGCCUCUUGCUCAGCCUACGGCCAGUGCUUCCAAACCUUCCAUAUCAUUGCCAGGACUCACUACCUCUUACUCUCAGUCACCGCCUCCCCACCUCGAGUCUGGCCUCUAUGACGUCUCAAGGAAGAGGUGCCUGUCCGAGGGGCCUGGCAUCCCCAGGGACCUCACCAAGAGCCGGCCCCCUCGCCCAAUGGAGGACCAAGCAGACCUACAAAGGCAACAUCACCCACGGAAUCCUGAAGGUUCGGUUAUCAAGAACUUGCUGCUGGGACCCCAAGGUUCUGUGGACCAGCGCGGACGGUUUGUGUCCCACGGUGAGGCGGGACCCUUCCUGUGCAGCAGGUGCCGGAUGCCCUGCAGGACACUGGAGGACCUGGACGUCCAUGUGCACCACUUCUGUGGCCAGCGGUCAGGGCUGGGCAGUGACAGGGGCACCCCAGAGCUGAUCAAAAAUGGGGAGGGCGGCCGGUGGGUUGGGGAGCAGGACGUGGCACUUGAUCUCCACGUAAAGCCUGACUCUGUAGAUCCUGAGCGGAGUUCCUCACGGAGUUCUUGUGGGAUGGAGGACUUCUCUCAAGAGUCCCACAUACAGCAGCAGUCCCCAAAGGUGCACCGCAGCAGGUCUGCCCCCGACGGCACCAUUCCUCACGUUAAGAAGAGGAAGCAGUCAGCCCCAGACGAACGGUCCCUGGCAUUCAACCCCAAGAAUAUUGAGGCUGGCAAGCUGAAGAACCACCAUUUGUUUGGAGGCGAGGUGCAGAUCUGUGACGGCCACGAACGCAAGACCAUGAGGAUAGACCCCGGGCAGCAGGCCAGCCCGGCCUUGGAAAUCUGCAUACCCCCACAGCAGUUAGGAGGAGGAGGCCUGGCCAAGGCAGAGAGUUCAGUGCCCACGUCUGUGGUGGUGACCAUUGCUAAAUCAAGCCUCCACUCAGGUGGCACCAUGGUGCAGGUGGAGAGUCAACUCAGCACAACCACCAAGACCACUCCCAGCCUGGUGACCUCGGCUGCCCACCACAAGGAGCAGCCCACUCCCACCAUUGCCAAGGUUGUCCAUCCCACCACCCCUUACCCUGCUGAAGGCAGCCAUUUCCCAUCCUUUCCUUACUUUACAGAGUUUGCACCCCACCUGCAGCUCCCAAAUUUAGCCAUUCCCGGCAUCCCUACCCCUGACCUGGGUAGCCUGUCCUUCACCAACUACUGUCCAAGAGUCCCUAAUCCAGCCCUCCUCCACCCCCAGACCACUCCGGCCCACACUGCAUCCAACAACCUCAAGCAGAACAUACCCCGGUCUCCGGCAGAUCCCCCUAAAGCCUCAUUCACUCCUCCUUUCCCAGGGUCUCAGGGGCAGGUCUCAUCAGGGGUAAUACAUGGUAGUGUGGGCCGUGCUGCAGCCCCAGAGGCAGAGUCAAACCUCUCCCAGCCUCGGGACAAAGAAAAAGAUCCCCUGGUGGGUAAGGGACUCCCAAAGCAUGGACUGCCUACUCUCAUACCCUUUGGAGACACCAAAGUGCCACACGUGCCUGGCAUCCCUGGACCAUACUCCCAGCCCAGCCCUGUGUGUCCCUUACCAAACGGGGGCCAGCGACGACAGCCAGCUGUCUUCACCCUCCCGUCACAGACCUGCGUGACCUUCAGCACCCCCAUCACCUCCGUCCCAGUCAGCUCUGUGAGGGAGACAAGUCUGGCUGUGCCAAGACCACGCGAGCCUCCCAGGAGCCCCGGGAGGGAACGCGGUCCAGCUGUGGGUAGCACCCUGAGGCCUCCCCAACACCUCCCCCACAAGGACCUCCUCAGCCCCAGACCUAGACCCUCCCUCAGUUCCCCCAGACUGCCGGAAUUGAAGCCCAUCAACCAGGAGACCAAGCUGCACCCUGCCCCUCCAGAACCCAAGAUAUCGGAGAGGGUUGCUGCCUCCCCUGAACCCCGCCAGUCAGACACCCCCAGCAAGAGUGAUGGCACCGACCAAGAGUUUCUGCCCCCAAGAAAACGUCCAAAUUUUUUGGCCCUUAAGCCGCAGCCCUUUAUUCCCAAGUCGUCCCUGGCUCUGAUGGGCACCACCCUGGUGAGCCCCGACACACCACGUCCUAAGAAGAGCUGCGUGCAGAUGUUCCUGAAUGGUUCAGCAUACACCUACCUCGGCCACAAGGUGUCCACCAAGACCUACUACUGCUGCAUCUACCGGCAACAGCCCAUGUAUGCGCCCCAGGGACCCAACUCCAAGCUGUCCAUGUACUCCAACUGGCAGAUCAAACCAGAGGACCCCUUCAAGCUGGUGCCCUACCCUGCCAUGAGCCUGUACCAGUCCUGCAAGCGGGACCGCACCUUCACUGUGGCCCAGCCCAAGGAGCUUGACCUCAUCCAGACCCACUCCUCCUACUGGACAUUCAAGCAGAAGAAGGAGAAGCACAAGGAGGAGGAGGCCAAGCAAGGGGACAAAGAGGCACCCGAGAUAAAGAGUGAGGAGCCCACCAGUGCAGGCAGUGCCAAGGCCGCAGAGGCCAGUUCGGAGGAGGCUACUGGCGUUGUCAUCAAGAGAGAGGCCGAGGACACCAGUGGGGACUGUCCUGGUCGUAGCAGUGAUGACAGUGAGGGGACGGAGAGCAUCGGCAGCAACAAGCGCAUUAAGAUCUUUGAGGGCGGCUUCAAGAGCACCGAGGAUUACACCUAUGUGCGGGGCCGUGGCCGUGGCCGCUAUGUGUGUGGCACCUGCGGCAUCCGCUGCAAGAAGCCUUCCAUGCUCAGGAAACACUGCCGCACACACACUGACCUCCGACCCUAUGCUUGCAGCCACUGCACUUUCAGCUUCAAGACCAAGGGCAACCUGACCAAACACCUGCGCUCCAAGGCUCACUACAAACGGUGUGUAGAGAUGGGCGUGGUGCCGGUGCCCACCGUGGUGGAUGAGAGUCACGUCAAUGAGGCAGCCCUGGCCUGGCAGGAUAAACUUGAGCAGGAGAGGAAACCUGACAGCCUGGAUGGUGAAGACGAUGACGAGGAUGAAGACGAGGAUGAAGAAGAGGAUGUGGAUGACGAGGAUGAGGAUGAGGAAGAUGAGGCGGCUGUGGAAGGCCACCAGUUCCAGGAUGCCCACGAGCACCACAGCCAGGGGGUGAUCAACCCUGGCACCUCUGUUGGCAUUCCCGGCACCUCCCACAGUGCCCCCGGCCCUGCCAUUACGCGCCCCGGGGAUGUCACAGGUGCCGCAGGCCUCCCGUCCUCCAGGUCUGGAGUAUUGGUGAUGCAGCACACUGCCACUCCCUCUCUUCCAUCCUUCUCUUCCUCCACUUCAUUGUCCAACUCUUCCUCAUCCAUACCUUCUUCCACCUCCACCACCAGCACUACCACCAUCACCCCUGCUGUCACUGUCACAUCCUCUUCCUCCUCCUUGUCCUCUCCUCCAUCCUCCUCUGUCUCACCAUCCUCCAGCAGUCCCUCCUCACGUGUGGAAUCCUCCAGGGACUGCCCCAUGGACCUCAGUGUGCGGCGCGGGGUGGGAGGCGGGUCAGCAGACAAGGGUGCCCCACACAGGCCCAGUUUCCUGCCUGUGUUGAGUCGGUCAGCACUGUUGGAGUCACCCGGCCUUCCCUCUCCUUCCACCCCUAUCCGGGAGCACCCCUCAGAGAUCUUGUCCCCUGUCACGGAGUCGUCCAGCCUGCUCAAGUCCAUCUAUCAGACCACAGAGCGUGCACCACAGGUGUCCGCUGUGGUGCUGGACCCCAGCACUGAGAAUGGCAGCAGUCGCUCCAUGCUGAAUGCCUACCUCAGGGAGCGGGCUGUCCGGGACACAGCCAUUAAGCGCCAGCAGUACAGCUUCUCAGAUGCUUCCCCAGGAUCCCCCCACCUGCCUCCUGGGGAGUCCCAGGGGCAGGAGCAGGUUGCUGCUGCUGCUGCCGCAGGCCAGGAGGGCAAGGAUGGGGAAAGGAUCAGUCCCCCAGCACCUCUUUCCAACACAUCUAACACUACCAGCACCUUCACCACCUCCACCACCAUCUCCAACUCUGCCAUCAUUGUCACCUCCAGCCAGGUCUCCUCCUCCUCUGCCAGCAGCUCUGCCUCCAGGAUGCCCACCCCCCCUGCCAACCUCACCGUCAUGAACAGCGGGGGACUGGACACCAAGACAGCCUUCCUGGUACCCAGCGGGGUGGUGCCAUCCUCCCUCAACAGGCUCACCAACGAUGAUGGGAAGUGCAAGUGUACCUUCUGCCACAAGGAGUUCAACCGGCCUGCCCAGCUCAGCCUCCAUAUGAACAUCCACUACAUGGAGCGGCCCUUCCGCUGCGACUCCUGCGCCGUCUCCUUCAGGACCAAUGGCCACCUGCAGAAACAUAAGCGUUCCGUCAGCCACUUCAACAAGGUGAACAUGAACAUGACCUUCGGGACACCCAGCACCGACAACCCCCGUCCCUUCAAGUGUCACGACUGCAAGAUCGCCUUCCGCAUCCACGGCCACCUGGCCAAGCACCUGCGUUCCAAGAUGCACAUCAUGAAGCUGGAGUGCCUGGGCAAGCUGCCCUUCGGUACCUAUGCUGAGAUAGAGCGUUCGGGUGCCAACCUCAAUGAGAUAGACACUACAGACUGUGAUAACUCCCUGGAGAGUCUGCAGGCUAUGGCCUCCAGGCUGUAUGAGAAGGACCCCACCAAGCUGGCCGCCUGGAGGACCCGGCAGGGUCGAGAGCACCACCGUGUCCGCACCAUCAGCAACUCCUCCACCAACUCUGAUGACUACCCCCUGCAGGAUGACCAGGAUGACCCUGUGGUGGGGAUUGGCCACGAUGAAGACACAGAAGGCGAUGAUGACGAGGAGGUGGCUGGGCCCAGGGACGGGGGCAGCCGAGGCAGCCUUCCUGGGGUGGCAGUGGGGGUGGGAGACAUCCACAGUCAGUCUCAGUCCUCCAUGGAGAUAGGAUUGAGUCCCACAGCCAGCCUGUUGGCAUGUCACCUGUGUCAUGAGAAGUUCCUUGAGCCAGAGCACCUGAGCAGCCACCUGUAUAGUGUGCACAAAGUGUCUGUUUCAUACCGGAACAGCUAGCAUCUCCCCUUCAGUGCCCCUGGCUGGCAGGGGGAACACCAGCAGCUCUUCCCCAAGGCAGGUCCUUUAUCCCCAGUCACUUGAGGGGUCUCCCUGUGCCCAGCUACCCUCAUAUCCCUGCCUGGACCCCACUGGAGUACCUCAGUGGGGUGAAAGGGUGUUGUGAACUGUGUGUUUGUGACUUGGCUGUCUCACCUCACAGGUGUGAAGGAAGGUCAUACAGUGUUUGGUCAUUCAUUGUCCAUAGCAACAGUUGCAAAAGUUUUUAAAACUGCAGUUGAUUUUUAUGCAUGACGAAAUGUUUUGCUGAAGUGGCUUGUGAAAAUUUUGACAAACUUUGCCCAUAAAUUACAUUGUGGGCUCACAGUGGUCCACUCUCUGCUCUGAAAAUGUUGACAUGCCAGACAAUGAGUGAAGUGAGAGUCUGAGGUAAACAAUGGUGGCUCAAUAUUACAAGUGUAAGUGAAUAUUUUAGAUAAAGAAUAUUUGUGGAUUUUAUAAAUACAUAUGGAAUUUAUCAGACACUUAAAUUAUGCAUCAAAUGAAUCUUAGUUUCAGUAAAACCUAAUGCAGGUUUGAAAGGUAUAGGAACUUGUGAUAUUUUUUCUAAUAGGCUUCUGAUAUUAACGGUGGAUUCUGAUCCUCUCAGCGGGGCAAGACUGAAACUGAUAUUACGGCUCCAAGCGAGCAGAGACUCUAGCGGGGUGCGUGUGAUGCUCAAGUGUGGUGUGUGUGGGGUGCUGCCUGGGCUGUCUUACUUCCAGUACAUAGCUAAUGCAGCUAAUACUAAUCUACGUGUGAAGACAUUGUGUAUGUAUGUAUUUUUAUUGUAAAUUGUUUGUACUGAAAUAUCUUGUAUAGACACUGUGCCAAUAUCAGCUCACUUUGUUUUGAUUUCAUGGGAGAUGGAUAAUUUUUCAGUUGUGUAAUGUUAAGUGUAUCAUCUGCUGUGCUCAAAGGCAUGGGAGCUUGUUGACUCCAGUAGGCAUAUACUGUACCAUUCUUGUGUUGUGGGUUGUGCACCGGUCUGUGCUCAGAGUGCGGCUAGUUUCGUGACUGGCCAUAUUUUUACCUGGUCAACUCAAAGUGUCAUCAUCUUAUUUUUGCUGUACUAGUUGUAGAGUUUGUAUGAAUGUCAAAUGUUUUAACUUGCCAUAGGGAAAGAUAUUUUGGUGAAGAAUAUUAAUGUUUUUAUACAGUGACAAAAGAAGGCCCGAGUCAUUUCGUAGCGUUUGGCAAGUGGCACUGCGAAGGGAACCACUGGGGCAAGCAGCCACUCACCAUUCAUCAUCAUCAGUGGCUCAGAGGAUAAUCUUGAAGCAAAGGGCACUUCUGACCUAAAAGACAUCAAUCAUCAACUUAACAUUAAUUUCUUGAGGUGUUUAGUAUCAAGAAAUGCAGAUUGAGAGCGUCCCACAGCCAAGCCCCACCAGUGUCCCGGAGUGCUGCCACGUGCCUGCCCAAGUGCAUGUCAUCUUGAUGUGUGGCGUGCAGUGAUGUGUGUGGGAGGGAUGAUCACCCAGGGCUGCUGGCAUAUGCGACAGCCCUCCUCACCUUAAUUCGAGCUUAAAAAACCACAAACUGUUCCAUGUAAGUGUGAGAGCAAGUACUUGAAGCCUUGGCCUCCCUCCCCACCAGAGUGAGGUGUGUGUGUGUGUGUGCCAUGCAUAGACAAAGGUGACCAAGCUGCUGCUGGACCACCUCACGCAGGGAAGCAGGAGGACCGUUGCAACACUACAGCUGCACAACUCAGAGAGAGCACAAAUUUUCCAACUGACAAUCCUUUUCUACUUGAGGCAAAUAAUGAGGUAUGGCAUCCUGAGAGAGAGAGAGAGAGAGAGAGAGAGAGAGAGAGAGAGAGAGAGAGAGAGAGAGAGAGAGAGAGAGAGAGAGAGAGAAUGGUAUCAGGGAAUAUAUUGGUACUUUUAAUUGUUAACUGUGAGUCUCUGGGAGCAUAAUUUUUGUUAUAAAAUUUAUUCAGUGUUUUUAAAAGUUAGUAGAAACAUGUACAUCAGUUGUUGUUAUUUCAUAAAUGUAAAAAAGUGAUAAGAUGAUAUCCUUCAGCAUUUUAACCUGUUAGUGGUGACAGCAAUCCCAGAUCACUAUUGUGUUUGUUUCCACGGACCACUGCUGGGCGGCACCAGUGUCUGUAAGGGAGAAGCAAGGGUGGAAGUUGGUGGGUCACUUCCCAGCGGAGUGACUGAGUGACGUGGUGUGGAUGGGUGAAGGAGUUGAGGGCUCAUCCUGCCACUGCCAUUUUGGGUCCAAAGUAACCUACAUUUGAAUUAAUACAUAUCUGAACAUGCCAGAUCAGCCUUAACAGACCAGUGACCAGUACACCAGUAGGGCAGUGCAUAUUCAUCAGUAACCACACGCAUCACCACACCAGUCACCAGAAUGGCAUGGGGGAUGGCCACCUUCUCUGGAGGGCUGCCGGAUGGCUCCCUCACACAAUGAGAGCAUCACCAGGAUCUAUUUUUGCACUGUUGUUAUUAUUACUAACGUUUAUUUUAUUUUAUUUUUUUUUUUGUACCAAGGAUCAUGUUUUACUAAUUGGGAAUGCCUAGCCACAGAGGAGGGUGUCACUGUGUGUGGGUUGUGUUCCUCUCACCCCCCUGUCUGUCUCUGCCUGCUUGGCAUGGGACUGUGUGGCAGGCAGCGGGUGUUAGUCAAAUGUGUAGCCUUGGCAAGCAAUCCAUCACAUUCUUGUAAGCCAAUCUUGCUCUUGUAAGUGUUAAUUUUGGCUUAAUUCUGGCCACUUUUUAUCACUAUUUAUCAUGGACAGUAUCUAACUUUGCUGGUACAAGAACAUACAUUUCUGAAGAAGUUUUUUGUAAGGUCUAUGUUGUUUUUAUUAUUAUUAUUAUUAUUAUUAUUAUUAUUAUUAUUAUUAUUAUUAUUAUUAUUAUUAUUAUUAUUAUUAUUAUCAUUACCAUCAUCAUUACUACUACUGUUGUUAUUAUUUCUGUGCAUAUUUUCUUAAGAGACACAUCUGAUGAAUAAUAAGUAUUGGAUGAGUCUAUAUGACAAAAAGGAGAGUGCGUUUGAAGUUGUUGAAAUAUAUGUAGUGUUUAUUUGAUCAGAUUCUUUCUUAAACAUGUUAUAUGUGUGUGUGUGUGUGUGUGUGUGUGUGUGUGUGUGUGUGUGUGUGUGUGUGUGUGUGUGUGUGUGUGUGUGUGUGUGUGUGUGUGUGUGUGUGUGUGUGUCUGUCAUCGUAUUGUUAUGUUACUUUCCAUGCAGCUGUGUGUGUGUGUGUGUGUGUGUGUGUGUGUGUGUGUGUGUGUGUGUGUGUGUGUGUGUGUGUGUGUGUGUGUGUGUGUGUGUGCGUGCGCGCACGUGUGAGCUCUCACACGUGUGCUACUUGGUGCAAUCUAUAGUUUUAUUUUUAUUUAUACCUUCCAGACGAGUCACAUUGCUGGUAAAUUUACGAUUGAAGGAUGAGCUGCUUACAUUGUUACCAUGGACAACACUGCAUUGAACAGUAGCCAAAUUCCAGCAGCCUAUUGAAAAUUUAUUUGAAAUAUGUUGAAUGAUUUAAAUACUUGCAUUUGGUUGUUGUAUGAAUCUGUAUAUAUAUGUAUAUUAAAAAUCCUUAUCACA
Messenger RNA from Scylla paramamosain (green mud crab), 10605 nucleotides. RefSeq names its product transcription factor HIVEP3-like (gene shn). Gene Ontology annotation, biological process: regulation of transcription by RNA polymerase II. The transcript is spliced from 11 exons. The coding region runs from base 664 to 7005 and encodes 2113 amino acids. Gene Ontology annotation, cellular component: nucleus. Lineage: Eukaryota; Metazoa; Arthropoda; Malacostraca; Decapoda; Portunidae. Gene Ontology annotation, molecular function: DNA-binding transcription factor activity, RNA polymerase II-specific; RNA polymerase II cis-regulatory region sequence-specific DNA binding; zinc ion binding. The record is from RefSeq and is a predicted model, not a curated record.